Molecule: messenger RNA, 4184 nt
Organism: Telopea speciosissima
Lineage: Eukaryota; Viridiplantae; Streptophyta; Magnoliopsida; Proteales; Proteaceae
Product: nuclear pore complex protein NUP133
Exons: 8
Coding region: 132-4079 (1315 amino acids)
Biological process (GO): protein import into nucleus; poly(A)+ mRNA export from nucleus; transcription-dependent tethering of RNA polymerase II gene DNA at nuclear periphery
Cellular component (GO): nuclear pore outer ring
Molecular function (GO): structural constituent of nuclear pore; protein binding
Source: RefSeq, a predicted model, not a curated record
UUUUCGCGCAGAGCUUCGAUGCUCAUUGCACUUUCAAAAGAAAUAGCAGAAUCAGAGAGAGGGGAAGCACGAAACAGCAGAAGAGAAAACCCUAAGACGCCGUUAAACCUUUCUGCGUCCAUUUGUCAGUUAUGUUCUCUCCAGCAACGAACAAGUCUUCCUUCAGCAAUCAGAAAGGCCGACAUCUAGGGCACGCAGCUCCAGAUUCUCCUUCGACGCCCUUCUCAUCUUCGUUCGCAAACCGGCCGACCUCUGGAACGCCGGCUCCAUGGACCUCUCGGUUAUCUGUUCUUGCCAGAAUUCCACCAGUUAAGAAGACUGAGAGGGGAGUUGAUGCUGAUCCAAUUCAACCCAUAUAUGUUGGAGAAUUCCCCCAAGUGGUUCGUGAUGCUCAAGCAAGUUUUGUGCAGAAGAAUGUUCCUGGUGGUGCAUGGGUCUCUGGUGGAAUGGACAAAGGAACUUCUCUGUCCUGGAUAAUUUGUGAAAAUCGGCUUUUUAUCUGGAGUUACUUAUCACCUGUAUCUUCAAAAAAAUGUUUUGUGCUUGAAUUAUCACCAUCUGUCAUUGGAAGUGGAGGUGUAAGCUCAGAGCCCAGUCAUUGUAACAGCUGGAUGGUUUGUGUUGUCAAUUGGGAUGGCAGACGUACGAGCUCAAACAAUGUGGUGCAACAAUUGAAGUCUUUGGGUAUAGUUGUGUGUAACCAGAAAACCCAAGCUUUCCUAUAUUGGCCUGACAUCUUUGAAGAUGGAGCCACUCCACUAACCAUUCCUGCUUCUUUUGAUGACUCCAAUUCACCUGGUGUUGGAAAAGCUUUAUCUUACUGGGAGCAACAACAUAAUAGGAACAAGGAUAGUUAUUUGGUUGAACCAAGUUAUUUUAACUCAUUGAUUGCUUGUGCUGUUCCCAAUAGAGUGCAUGUCUGUAUUGCCCUAGCAUGUGGUUCAAAUGGUGAGCUUUGGCAGUUCCUGUGCACUCCAUCUGGUAUUUCACGGAAGAAAGUUUCUCAAAAUUUUGAUACUUUAUCUGCUCAUGGCAGUGAUACUGGGAAAUCUUUAGUGAGAAAGGGGUACCCAAGGUCACUUAUCUGGCGAUCUGAUCUUCCUACCUCCGACAUAACAAAUAAAGAAUUUUUUCUCUUGACAGAUUAUGAGAUACAGUGUUUUAAUGUUAAGUUGGUUCCUGAUCUAUCAAUUUCAAAGCUUUGGUCUCAUGAAAUUAUUGGCACUGAUGGGGAUCUGGGUAUUAAGAAGGAUCUAGCAGGGCAGAAGCGCAUUUGGCCUCUGGAUAUGCAAGUAGAUGAUCGUGGUAAAGAGUUAACCAUUCUUAUUGCUACCCUUUGUAAGGAUCGAAUCAGCAGUUCAAGCUACACACAGUACUCACUUCUGACAAUGCAAUUUAGACCUGGGAUACAUAUAUCGUCAGAAAAUACUGAACCACCUCGUGAAAGAAUCCUGGAGAAAAAAGCUCCGCUACAAGUGAUUAUACCUAAAGCAAGAGCAGAUAUUGAGGAUUUACUGUUCUCAAUGAGACUUCGCGUGGGAGGCAAGCCUUCCGGAUCAGCCAUAAUUCUUUCUGGGGAUGGAACUGCAACUGUAUCCUAUUAUUGGAGAAACUCCACAAAGUUGUAUCAGUUUGAUUUACCUUGGGAUGCAGGAAAAGUUAUAGAUGCUUCAGUUUUUCCUUCUACAGAGGAUGGUGAAGAAGGCGCAUGGGUUGUACUGACUGAGAAAGCGGGAGUAUGGGUAAUACCUGAGAAGGCAGUUUUACUUGGUGGGGUUGAACCGCCUGAGCGAAGCUUGUCACGUAAAGGAAGCUCAAAUGAAGGAGCCGCAGAAGAGAGAAGAAACCUCAAAUUUGGAGGCAAUAUUGUUCCUAGGAGGGCUAGUUCUGAAGCGUGGGAUGCUGGAGAUAGACAAAGGGCAAUGAUAACUGGUGUUGUUCGUCGAAGUGCUCAAGAUGAAGAAUCAGAGGCAUUACUCAGGAGUUUGUUUCAUGAUUUUCUGUUGUCUGGACAAGUUGACGACUCACUUGAAAAGCUCAGAAAGUCCGGAGCAUUUGAAAAAGAUGGAGAAGCUAAUGUUUUUGCUCGCAUGAGCAGAUCGAUUGUUGAUACCCUAGCUAAACACUGGACCACAACCAGGGGAGCUGAGAUUGUAGCUCUCUCCGCUGUGUCCUCUCAGCUUUUGGAUAAACAGCAGAAGCAUCAGAGCUUUCUCCAGUUUAUUGCCUUGUCCAAGUGCCAUGAAGAACUCUAUUCUAAACAGAGAGAUUCUUUGCAGAUAAUCUUGGAACAUGGGGAAAAGCUUGUUGGAAUGAUCCAACUCCGGGAAUGGCAAAACAUUAUUUGUCAGAACCGUUCAAGUGGGAUUGCAUCUCCAUCUAAUCUGUCAAGUGAAAUAGCGGGUUCUCUUUGGGACCUGAUCCAAUUAGUUGGUGAGAAAGCCCGCCGAAGUACUGUUCUUCUGAUGGAUAGAGAUAAUGCUGAAGUAUUUUACAGCAAAGUUUCUGAUCUUGAAGAAGUGUUUUACUGCCUAGACCAUCAGCUACAAUAUAUAAUUGGGGGAGAGCAGACAGUUAUGGUACAGAUUCAGCGAGCUUGUGAACUCUCAGAUGCAUGCACAACUUUAAUUCGCACUGCGGUGAAUUACAGACAUGAGAACCAUGCUUGGUACCCUUCACCUGAGGGAUUGACACCUUGGUACUGUCAACCUGUUGUCCGUAAUGGGCUCUGGAGUGUAGCUUCUUUCAUGCUGGAUCUGUUAAAAGAAGCAUCUGGGGUUAAUUUAUCAGCAAAAUCGGAUUUAUAUUCUCAUCUAGAGGGUCUGACUGAUGAUUUAUUAGAGACAUAUACCGGUGCUAUUACUGCAAAAGUUGAACGUGGAGAAGAUAAUAAAGGACUGUUAGGCCAGUAUUGGGAAAGGCGGGAUUCACUUCUUGACUCCCUUUAUCUACAAAUAAAGGGUUUUGUGGAAGCCAAAUGCCAGCAGGAUUCAGAUGAAGAUAUUCAAGACCAAAAAGAAGCCAUUCUCAGAGACCUCUCUUUGCCAUUACUUUCCAUUGCUAGGCGUCAUGAGGGGUAUCAAACAAUGUGGAGUAUCUGCUGUGACCUGAAUGAUACAGUACUUCUCCGAAAGCUUAUGCAUGAGAGCAUGGGACCUAAAGGAGGGUUUAGUUACUUCGUGUUUAAACAAUUGUAUUUGAACCACCAGUUUGCUAAGCUGCUAAGGCUUGGGGAAGAGUUCCAGGAUGAGCUGGCUGUGUUUCUAAAACAGCACAAGGAUCUUUUGUGGCUUCAUGAAAUACUCCAAAACCAGUUCUCCUUGGCUUCAGAAACUCUGCAUUCACUAGCUCUUUCUGAAGUUGAUACCCCUGUUUCAGUAGCUGAGGAUGAGCGCGAAUUUGAGCUGACAAACUCCAUGCCAACUCUGAUGGAACGAAAGCGCCUACUAUAUCUUUCCAGGAUAGCAGCGAUGGCAGGAAGGGAUGCUGAGUUUGCGGAAAAGACAAAGUGCAUUCAUGCAGAGAUAGCAAUUCUGAAAUUGCAGGAAGAAAUUGGGCGAUUUCUCCCUGAUGACUUUGAAAAGCAAGUCAUUGGAUCACAGCUUCUUCCUCCAGAAGAACUGAUUGAAUUGUGCUUGAAGGGUCAAUCCCCAAUGCUUUCCUUGCUGGCUUUUGAUGUGUUUGCCUGGACCAAUUCCUCUUUCAGAGAGUCCAACAGAAGCCUUCUUGAGGAAUGCUGGAGGAGUGCUGCCAACCAGGAUGAUUGGGGUAGUAUCUAUCAAGCAUCCAUUGAUGAAGGCUGGAGCGAAGAAGAGAUCCUGCACAUCCUGAGAGGAACAUGCCUCUUCCAGGCUUCAUAUAGAUGUUACGGACCUGAAGCAGCAACCUAUGAAGGAAGCUUUGAUGAGGUCCUGCCACCGACACAAAAUGAGCCAGAGUUUCCAGUGAAGCACGUUGGCUGUUCCGUGGAAGGGAUCUUAUUGCAGCACAAGGAUUUCCCGGAGGCAGGUAAGCUAAUGCUAACGGCAGUAAUGUUGGGAGCCGAUAUCAAAGUUGAAGAUUAUUCGCCUAUGCAGUGAUGAUGAUGUACAUCCAUUUUUCUUGGUCUUGUAAUAUUAAUGGGUCUUGUGAAUUACAUUUUCUUUACCUUAAUGUGCAUGAAACAGUUCUCUUAAAAAGAUGUG